AUGGCGUCCGCCGACCCUUUCGAUUCGGCGCUCGACCUCCUCCGCCGCCUCAACCCCAAACACACGACCACGCACCUCAACUCGCUCAUCAGCCUCGCGCCCGACCUGACCGAGGACCUGCUCUCGUCGGUGGACCAGCCGCUCGCCGUGCGCCGCUGCCGCCAGACGGGCCGCGAAUACCUGCUGUGCGACUACAACCGCGACGGCGACAGCUACCGGUCGCCGUGGAGCAACGAGUUCGACCCGCCCGUCGAUGGCGGCGCCAGCAGCGCCGCGGCGGUCCCCAGCGACAAGGUCCGCCGCAUGGAGGUCCGCGCCAACGAAGCCUUCGACGUCUACCGCGAGCUGUACUAUGAGGGCGGCGUCAGCAGCGUCUACUUUUGGAACCUGGACGAUGGCUUUGCUGGCGUCGUGCUGUUGAAGAAGGUGGCAACGCCGGGCAGCAGCAGCGAGGGAACAUGGGACUCGAUUCAUGUCUUUGAAGCUAUAGACCGAGCACGCUUCACGCAGUACAACCUGACGUCAACCGUCAUCCUAUCACUGUCCACAAACUCGAAUAACCUAGGCGACAUGGACCUCUCGGGCAACAUGACGCGCCAGAUCGAGAUCGAGCUGGCGGCCGAAAGCGACGAGCAGCAGAUCGCCAACAUCGGCAAGCUUGUCGAGGACAUGGAGCUGAAGAUGCGGAAUCUGCUGCAGGAGGUCUAUUUCGGCAAGGCCAAGGACGUGGUGGGCGACCUGCGCAGCGUGGGCAGCCUUAGCGAGUCUGCCAGGGAUAGGCAGGCGCAGAAGGACAUCAUUGGCAGCAUGGGACGAUGA
This is a messenger RNA of Anthostomella pinea, 819 nucleotides long. NCBI's taxonomy places the organism in Eukaryota, Fungi, Ascomycota, Sordariomycetes, Xylariales, Xylariaceae. The record is from the annotation of a GenBank genome assembly.